CGAUCCUCCAGCGUGUUUGCGAGCAGCGAGAGCUUGACUGUGUCGAUUCUGCCUGCUACGUCUUGUCCCAAGGACAGUCCUCGAAUGUGGUAUAUAAGUUCGCCUUAGGACGUGCGAUUUUUCACUCUUGGAGCACGCGUCAUGCCCGUCUGAGCCCAAUGACGACUGUUGCUCGUGCCAAGUAGUUCGCGAGCUGGCCGAAGCCAAGUUACGAGAGCUCGAUGUACCGCGCACCUCCGGCGUGGAUCACAAUCGCUGAUUGCCCUUGUCUUUCGCGACCUUCGCUUUCGAGGACGCGUCUUCCGCAUCCUUUACAUGUCGCUACGCCUUCUCCUCCGCGGUUCGAACCUUUCUGCAGCCGUCUCCGUGCGUCGAGUCUACCUUGCUGUUCCGCGCCAUUCCUUGCGUUGCGACCCGCAAAACACGCACAUACGUCAGACUUCAAGUCGUCCUCUUCGCCGCCCCUUUAGCAAGAGUACAAUCAAUUGGACGUCGAUUGUAUUUCUCCUCGCCAUAGGUGCAACUGUGACCUCUGGAGUGGGCGUGUACAAGACGUUCACGGCUUCGGCCAAGGCGACGCAAGAUCUCACAGAUCUGAUUCAGGUUGCGGGCGACAACAAUAUGCCCGUGCAACUACCUCGGGGUAGGCCAGGGACGUUGACUCCAGAGGAGGAGGCCAAGUUGCGGGAAUUGUGGCGCCUUACUCUUCAGGUCUCCGGUGUUCUGGUGCCGUUAACACAGACGCCAAACGGUAAGAGUUCACCGUCUCCUGCUCUAUCAAGGACGGCGUCGUCAUCAAGUAGCCCCGCGGAGAAGAAGAAGAAAAGCCGUCUCAGCUUUCUCAAGAAGAAAAAGGACAAUGCUGAAGACAAAGAAGCCCAAGAGCCUGCCAGAAGUGAGCCAUCAGUUGAUGCAACGUCUGGAUCUGUGCAUAGCAUAGCGGAUGGUUUGAAAGAUGACAAACACGGCACUGCUACUGCGUUCAAGGCUGCUUUAGCCGAGUCAACACCCGAAGAAAUUCAUGACGCCUUCUGGAACAUGGUCAAACAUGACCACCCCGAUGCUCUGCUGCUUCGCUUUCUUCGAGCGCGAAAAUGGGAUGUUAAUGCGGCGCUUGUCAUGGCUAUCUCUGCCUUGCAUUGGCGACUUGCGGAAUCCCACGUCGAUUCAGAUAUCAUGCCAAACGGGGAAGCAGGAAUGUUAGAAUGCUCCAAAACUCAGACUGGUCAAAAAGCAAAAGAGUGCGAAGACUUUAUGUCCCAGAUACGGAUGGGCAAAUCAUUUCUGCACGGCAGAGACAAGGAAGGCAGGCCGAUAUGCUACGUGCGAGUCCGGUUACAUAAGCCUGGUCAAGAAUGCGAAGAGAGCAUCGAACGUUUCACAGUGUACACAAUCGAGACGGCACGAAUGUUUCUAAGGCCGCCAGUUGAUACAGCAACUGUUGUUUUUGACAUGACCGAUUUCGGCAUGGCGAACAUGGACUACGCGCCGGUGAAGUUCAUGAUUAAGUGUUUCGAAGCAAACUAUCCCGAAUCACUAGGUGUUGUGCUCGUGCACAAUGCUCCCUGGAUUUUCAACACCGUGUGGAAGAUUAUCAGGGGAUGGCUUGACCCAGUCGUAGCAAGCAAGAUACAUUUCACCAACAAUCUGAAAGACGUGCAGGAGUUUAUAGAUUACAACAGCAUCAUUAAAGAACUCGGUGGGCCCGUAGAUUGGUCAUACAAAUAUGUUGAACCUAGUCCGAACGAGAAUGCAGCUAUGGCGGAUGUAACCACUAAGAUGAAGCUGCAGCAAGAACGUGCAGAGCUUGCAAAGGAAUAUGAGCAAACGGUCUUGGAUUGGAUCAACAUGUCGCCCUCGGGCACUGCCAUCACACCGGCUGUAGAUGCAGAUGCCCUGCGCAAGAAGCGAGAUGAAAUCGCUGCAAGACUAAGAAGGAACUAUUGGCAAUUGGAUCCAUACGUCCGUGCAAGAUCUAUAUACGACAGGCUUGGCGAGCUGAAGGCUGGUGACAUGGACGACUUGAGCGAAAAGAUGAACAACGCGACGUUGAAUGUUCCGCCGUCAAAUGAGAAUAGUGGAAGACCCAGCGAAGACAGUGCAGCUCAAAGCUUCCACACAUCGCGGGAGAGUUGGGAGGAUGAUGUGGAUUAGAGUUAAAGGGGUGAUUUUGGCUACCAUGUCAAUAUUCGGCUCAACGUAUAUACGAAAGCAAAAUGACGAAAGAUUUACUGUGGACCUUGAUAAAAGCUGGCAAUCGGCUUCUGCGGGCCUUCAAUCUAUGAAUUGAAUCCAGCGCUAAGACGUGCUCCCGAAUACUUGCU
Molecule: messenger RNA, 2324 nt
Organism: Verruconis gallopava
Lineage: Eukaryota; Fungi; Ascomycota; Dothideomycetes; Venturiales; Sympoventuriaceae
Exons: 2
Coding region: 316-2154 (612 amino acids)
Source: RefSeq, a predicted model, not a curated record